This is a messenger RNA of Talpa occidentalis (Iberian mole), 3117 nucleotides long. It is a transcript of the gene ZNF865, whose product is annotated as zinc finger protein 865. Gene Ontology annotation, molecular function: RNA polymerase II cis-regulatory region sequence-specific DNA binding; DNA-binding transcription activator activity, RNA polymerase II-specific. Gene Ontology annotation, biological process: regulation of transcription by RNA polymerase II. NCBI's taxonomy places the organism in Eukaryota, Metazoa, Chordata, Mammalia, Eulipotyphla, Talpidae. Gene Ontology annotation, cellular component: nucleus. The record is from RefSeq and is a predicted model, not a curated record.
AUGGAGGCCAACCCCGCGGGCGGCGGCGCCGGGGGCGGCGGGAGCAGCGGCCUGGGGGGCGAGGACGGGGUGCACUUCCAGAGCUACCCCUUCGACUUCCUGGAGUUCCUCAACCACCAGCGCUUCGAGCCCAUGGAGCUGUACGGCGAGCACGCCAAGGCGGUGGCCGCGCUGCCCUGCGCGCCCGGGCCCCCGCCGCCCGCGCCGCCGCCGCAGUACGACUACCCGCCCGCCGCCGCCUUCAAGCCCAAGGCGGAGGCGCCGGCCGCGGCCUCGGCGGCCUCGGCGGCCCCGGCCGCGUCGUCCUCCGCCGCGGCCAAGAAGCCCGACCCCCCGCUCGCGCCGGCCUUCGGGGCGCCGCCCCCGCCCCUGUUCGACGCCGCCUUCCCCGCGCCGCAGUGGGGCAUCGUGGACCUGUCGGGGCACCAGCACCUCUUCGGGAACCUCAAGCGCGGGGCGCCGGCGGCCGCGCCCGCGGGGGCGCCCGGGCUGGCCGCGCCCGCGGGGACCCCGGGGCCGCUGCCCGCGCCCUCGCAGACGCCCCCGGGCCCCGCGGCCCCCGCCGCCCCCGCGGCCUGCGACGCGGCCAAGGACGACAAGGGCUACUUCCGGCGGCUCAAGUACCUGAUGGAGCGGCGCUUCCCGUGCGGCGUGUGCCAGAAGUCCUUCAAGCAGUCCUCGCACCUGGUGCAGCACAUGCUCGUGCACUCGGGCGAGCGGCCCUACGAGUGCGGCGUGUGCGGCCGCACCUACAACCACGUGUCCAGCCUCAUCCGCCACCGCCGCUGCCACAAGGACGCGCCGCCCGCCCCGCCCGGCCCCGGCCCCCGCCCCCGCCCCGGCGCGCCGCUGCCCGCGCUGGGCCCGCCCGCCGCCCCCGCCGCCGCCGGGCCCGCGGCCGCGCCCGCCGCCCCCGCCCCCGCCCCCGACGGCCACGCCGCCCCGGCCCCCGCCGCGCCCGCCGCCGGGGUGGGGGCGCCGCGGCGCGGGGGCGGCGAGGGCCCGUUCGCCUGCCCGCUGUGCUGGAAGGUGUUCAAGAAGCCGAGCCACCUGCACCAGCACCAGAUCAUCCACACGGGCGAGAAGCCCUACGCCUGCUCCGUGUGCAGCAAGAGCUUCAACCGGCGCGAGAGCCUCACGCGCCACGUGAAGACGCACUCGGCCGGCCUGCUGCGCCUGCCCUGCGGCGUGUGCGGCAAGGCCUUCCGCGACGCCGCCUACCUGCUCAAGCACCAGGCGGCGCACGCGGGCGCGCCCGGCCCGCGGCCCGCCUACCCCUGCGAGCUGUGCGGCAAGUCCUACUCGGCGCCGCAGAGCCUGCUGCGCCACAAGGCCGCGCACGCCGCCCCCGCCGAGGCGCCCAAGGACGCGCCGGGCCCCGCCGCGCCGCCGCCCGCCUUCCCCGCGGGCCCCUACCUGCUGCCGCCCGACGGCGCGGCCGGCGACAGCGAGAAGGCCGCGGCGGCCGCGGCGGCGGUGGUGUACGGCGCGGUGCCCGUGCCGCUGCUGGGCGCGCACCCGCUGCUGCUCGGCGGCGCGGGCGCGGGCGGCGCGGGCGCGGGCGGCGCGGGGGGCGCGGGCAAGACGUUCUGCUGCGGCAUCUGCGGCCGCGGCUUCGGCCGCCGCGAGACCCUGAAGCGCCACGAGCGCAUCCACACGGGCGAGAAGCCGCACCAGUGCCCGGUGUGCGGGAAGCGCUUCCGCGAGUCCUUCCACCUGAGCAAGCACCACGUGGUGCACACGCGCGAGCGGCCCUACAAGUGCGAGCUGUGCGGCAAGGUCUUCGGCUACCCGCAGAGCCUCACGCGCCACCGCCAGGUGCACCGGCUGCAGCUGCCCUGCGCGCUGGCCGGCGCCGCGGGCCUGCCGGGCCCCCAGGGCGCGCCGGGCGCGGGCGGGCCGGGCGCGGGCGCGGGCGCGGCGGGCGCGGCCGAGGGCCUGAGCUACGCCUGCUCCGACUGCGGCGAGCACUUCCCCGACCUCUUCCACGUCAUGAGCCACAAGGAGGCGCACAUGGCCGAGAAGCCCUACGGCUGCGACGCGUGCGGCAAGACCUUCGGCUUCAUCGAGAACCUCAUGUGGCACAAGCUGGUGCACCAGGCCGCCCCGGAGCGCCUGCUGCCGCCCGCCGCGGGCAGCGCCCCGCCCGCCGAGGGCUCGGGCGGCGCCGACGCGGCGGGCGCGCUGGACCACGGGCUGGCGGGCGAGGUGGGGGCGGCCGUGGCGGCGCUGGCGGGCGUGGCCGGCGGGGAGGACGCGGGCGGGGCGGCGGGCGCGGGCGGCGGCGCGGCCGCCGCGGGCGCCGAGCGCUUCAGCUGCGCCACGUGCGGCCAGAGCUUCAAGCACUUCCUGGGGCUGGUGACGCACAAGUACGUGCACCUGGUGCGGCGGACCCUGGGCUGCGGCCUCUGCGGCCAGAGCUUCGCGGGCGCCUACGACCUGCUCCUGCACCGCCGCAGCCACCGGCAGAAGCGCGGCUUCCGCUGCCCCGUGUGCGGCAAGCGCUUCUGGGAGGCGGCGCUGCUGAUGCGCCACCAGCGCUGCCACACGGAGCAGCGGCCCUACCGCUGCGGCGUGUGCGGCCGCGGCUUCCUGCGCUCCUGGUACCUGCGGCAGCACCGCGUGGUGCACACCGGCGAGCGCGCCUUCAAGUGCGGCGUGUGCGCCAAGCGCUUCGCGCAGUCGUCCAGCCUGGCGGAGCACCGGCGGCUGCACGCCGUGGCCCGGCCCCAGCGCUGCGGCGCCUGCGGCAAGACCUUCCGCUACCGCUCCAACCUGCUGGAGCACCAGCGCCUGCACCUGGGCGAGCGCGCCUACCGCUGCGAGCACUGCGGCAAGGGCUUCUUCUACCUGAGCUCCGUGCUGCGCCACCAGCGCGCCCACGAGCCGCCGCGGCCCGAGCUCCGCUGCCCCGCCUGCCUCAAGGCCUUCAAGGACCCCGGCUACUUCCGCAAGCACCUGGCGGCGCACCAGGGCGGCCGGCCCUUCCGCUGCUCCUCCUGCGGGGAAGGCUUCGCCAACACCUACGGCCUCAAGAAGCACCGCCUGGCCCACAAGGCCGAGGGCCUCGGCGCGCCCGGGGCCGGGGUGGGCGGCCUGGCCGGGAAGGACGCCUGA